CACAUUCAUUGUCGACAUGGCGCAGCCGAGGUGGGGAAACCAACUACUGAGAGAGCAAAUCUCGUAAAGGCAUUAAAGACACGGAAAAGAUCACAAGCAUUUCUUCUUUCAUACUUUAAACGCCGAACAAAGUUUGCAUAAACGGAAUUAAACAAAAUGAUGUCUGAUGCCAGUGACAUGUUGGCAGCAGCCUUGGAGCAAAUGGAUGGUAUCAUAGCAGGUUCCAAGGCUCUGGACUACUCCAAUGGCAUCUUUGACUGUCAGUCCCCAACAUCACCCUUCUUGGGCAGUUUGCGUGCCUUGAACUUACUGGAGGACCUUAGGGGCAUACUGGAGCUAAUGGACUCAGAGGAGAGAGAAAGCUUGCGCUGCCAGAUCCGUGACUCUACCGCAGAAACUCUGGUGGAGUGGCUGCAGGGGCAACUGUUAAAUGGACACAUUUCAAUCACUGGUGAUGUUUACCAGGAAAGACUUAAUCGUCUGGAAAGUGACAAAGAAUCCCUUGUUCUUCAGGUUAGUGUUUUGACUGAUCAAGUGGAAGCACAGGGGGAAAAGAUAAGGGACCUAGACCUGUGCCUUGAUGAACACCGUGAGAAACUUAAUUCCACUGAAGAAAUGUUACAGCAGGAACUCUUGUGUAGAUCCACACUGGAGACCCAAAAGCUAGAGCUGAUGGCAGAGGUUUCCAACCUGAAACUGAAGUUAACCAUCUUGGAGAAGGAGAGACUUGAUUUUGACAAAAGGUUCGGAGAUAGUGAGGAUUUUAUUUUGGAGAUUAAUGAACUGAGAUAUCGUUUGUCUGAGAUGGAGAGUGAACGGUUACAGUAUGAAAACAAAUUGAAGUCCAGUAAGUCGCUAAUGGCCAAACUCUCUAGCCUGAAACUCAAAAUGGGCCAGAUGCAGUAUGAGAAACAGAGGAAGGAACAAAAAAUCCAGGCACUCAAGGAGGACCUGCUUACGUUGAGAAAGCAGCUGGAUGGCAGAGAUGGCGAGCUGAGAAGGUUGCAGGAUGAAACUGGUGAAACUGUAGGCCCAGACUGCACAGAGAGAGUUUUCCAUAAUGAGGAAACAUUUAAAAAGAGGCUCAAAGAGAAACAUAUGGAAUUACAGAAGAUGAAGAAAGCAAUGGAGUCGUUGAUGGCAGCAAAUGAGGAGAAGGAUAGCAAGAUUGAAGAACUACGACAGUCACUGAUGUGUUACAAGAAGGUGCAAGAGAUGGUAAUGUCUGUACAAGGGAGAAAAGAUAAGGUCAAAGAAGGAGACAGUGAUGAAAGCAAUAGCGACAGCUCCCUCUCCAUGUCCACCGCAUUUUCCAUUUCCAUGGACACAGAGAGGUCUUUGCUCGCUUACACAGAUGAAGUGGCCUUGAGGGAUCAAGAUGAGGCGACUACAUUUGUUAGUACACUGCAAGUGCCAUCACUCAUAGUAUCGUCCCCGGCCAAAGCAGACAGUGGUCUAGUCCUGGAACAAAUACAGUCAUCAAGUAAUAAAGAGAAUCAGGAGCCAACUCAAUCACAGGAGACCACAUUACAUGAUAGUCCAGAAACUCCAGAGGUCACAAGAUCAGGGAACCACAGUAAUCUCGAUGGAAGAGCCACUGAAAAGAGCAAAGCAUUUGAUGAGUUCAACAAGAUAACAACUCUACCACCCACAUCCCCAACCUCCUCUCGUACUGCUGAGGAUGACAGCUUUGGCACCAGGAAAGCCAGAUCUUCCUUUGGACGGGGAUUCUUUAAGAUUAAAAGUGGCAAGAGGACUGCCAGUGCGCCAAAUCUGGCUGAGGCUGAGCGGGAAGGCACUGACCAUCUGGAUCUAGCAGGCGUGCCGCAGAGGUCAACUACCAGCGACAGCACACACACUCUCCCCACUUCCCCCGAGGGCAAGAAAAAGUCAAAGGGAAUCAAAGCACUCUUUGGAAAGCUCAAAAGGAGUCAAUCAACGACAUUUAACCUGGAUGAUAAUCUAUCUGAGAAUGAGUUUAAACGGGGAGGAGUCAGAGCCACAGCUGGUCCAAGACUGGGCUGGUCUCGUGACCUGCAGAACACCAACAGUGAGUUGGAUGCGCCAUUUGCGCGCUGGUCCCGGGAGCAGGUGUGUGAUUGGAUGCAAGAGCAGGGGCUUGGGUUAUACGUGAGUCUGGCAAAACAGUGGAUCUCCUCCGGCCAGACGCUCCUGCAGGCCUCCCAGCAAGAUCUGGAAAGAGAGAUGAGGAUAAAACACCCUCUCCACAGGAAGAAACUCCAGCUUGCCCUGCAAGCACUGGGUUCAGAGGAGGAUGAUGACAAAGGCAAACUAGACUACCACUGGGUGACAAGGUGGCUUGAUGAUAUUGGUCUCCCGCAAUACAAGACUCAGUUUGAUGAGGGACGCGUAGAUGGACGAAUGCUUCAUUAUAUGACAGUGGAUGACCUGUUAUCUUUGAAAGUGGGCAGUGUUCUGCAUCACCUCAGUAUUAAGAGAGCCAUCCAGGUGUUACGGCUCAACAACUAUGACCCCAACUGUCUGCGCCGAAGACCUUCGGAUGAGAACAAUGCAAGUCCAGCUGAGAUCUCUCAAUGGACUAACCACCGUGUGAUGGAGUGGCUGCGGUCCGUGGACCUGGCUGAGUACGCACCCAACCUGAGGGGCAGUGGUGUUCAAGGGGGGCUGAUGGUGCUGGAACCUUGCUUUAAUGUGGAGACAAUGGCUCUGCUGCUAAACAUCCCCCCCAAUAAGACUCUGUUGCGACGGCAUCUGGCCACUCACUUUAACCUGCUGGUGGGUUCUGAGGCCCAGCAGCUUAAGCAAGAGUGUCUAGAGAACCCAGACUACACUUUACUCACUGCCACUGCUAAAGUCAAGCCCCAUAAGCUGGCAUUUGGUGGAUUUGGAAGGAAAAAGAAGCAAGAGGACAACGAAGAGUAUGUCUGUCCCAUGGACGUGGAGAUGCCCAAAGGACGAAGCUUCCAGAAGGGCUACAGAGGCAUGGAGCUCCAGAUCUACGAUGAUGAACUUGAUCGACUUGAUCAGAUGGAGGACUCUGAAGGGACAGUGAGGCAAAUUGGAGCUUUCUCUGAGGGCAUCAACAACUUAACGAGUAUGCUGAAGGAGGAUGAGUUCUUUAAGGUGAUGUCCACAUCAUUCCCCAAUGCCAGUGUGAAGAAUAAUGACUCCAAUGUGUGAGGGCACUGCAGGGCCAGUCUCACCCCUAGCGCUGCUGCUUUAAUCGGAAGUGACUGUGCCAAUUCCUUUGCCAACACCUCCACACACACAUGCCUCUUUCUCAAAAUGCCAAAUAUAUCAAUCAGAACCACUCAUGUCAACUCAUCAGAACUCACACUUUUAAAGUAUUUGUCACAUUAUAUUGUCUUUUAUUUAGUACUUUAAGAAAAAAAAAAAAUAAUACAUAUGAAAAUGGUCUCUUGUCUCCUGAAGGUAGAUGGAAUAAAGUCUGCCCUAUUAUUUUUUAACAGAAUGUUAGUGGAUAAAGUUGUUUUGUGAACUGAACUGAUAUGAUGUGACUUCUAACAAAAAUGAAUGGCAGUCCUACUUGUAGUUUGCGGGUCAUUGGAGACAUGUGCAUUUCUUAUUAUCAGCCAGCCUAAAUUAUGUUUGUCCUAGUUGUUAUGAUGGCAAAAGAGCACAAUGACACUUUCAGUCAAAAUCAAAGAUAUAUUUUAUUAAGUAAUAGUUGUACACUGCCAAUAAUGAAAAUAUUUUAAAGCAUUAAAUUUGAUAUUCUCAAAUGAUCCAGGUGCAGUCCUGAGCAUAUAAUGACACUAACGGUCUAGUUGUUUGUUUGUUUGUUUUUUUGCUUGUUUUUAGUCAUGGUUUAACAAGACAUUACACUCCUUGAUAUGGCAUAUGCUUAAUGCAUUUGCAUGCAAAACUCUGUACAUUGUAUUUUACACACAGUGUGUAAAUUUGCAUUUGCAUGUUAUUUAAGUCUAAUUUGGAAUAAUAUUAGCAAAAUAUUUUGCAUUAUUUUGAUGAAAGUAAAGUGUGAAUUAUUUUUACAUUGCUGCAGUACUUAAAGGAUAUCAGUAAUGUUCUUUAUGGAAAUGCCAUCAUGCAGGCAUGAAUAUUUAAUGCAAUACUGGCAUGUGCACAAAAUUGGUAAGUGACUGAAAAUUUAUUUAAAAAUAUAUUGUGCCACUCAUAACCAUUUCAGCAUUACAUGCUUGUACUUUGUUGACUUUUACACAUUUAAAAGGGGAAUAAAGUUCUGAAAUAUAAAAC
This is a messenger RNA of Xyrauchen texanus (razorback sucker), 4218 nucleotides long. It is a transcript of the gene ppfibp1b, whose product is annotated as PPFIA binding protein 1b. Bases 157 to 3162 code for a protein of 1001 amino acids. NCBI's taxonomy places the organism in Eukaryota, Metazoa, Chordata, Actinopteri, Cypriniformes, Catostomidae. Gene Ontology annotation, biological process: neuromuscular junction development. Gene Ontology annotation, molecular function: protein binding. The record is from RefSeq and is a predicted model, not a curated record. The transcript is spliced from 28 exons. Gene Ontology annotation, cellular component: presynaptic active zone.